Molecule: messenger RNA, 366 nt
Organism: Dracunculus medinensis (Guinea worm)
Lineage: Eukaryota; Metazoa; Nematoda; Chromadorea; Rhabditida; Dracunculidae
Source: the annotation of a GenBank genome assembly
AUGAGUCAACUGCUGAAAGGUGGUUGCUCCACGAAACCUCGAAACAGAGGAACCGUAGCAUCGGCUCGAUUUGCUGAUCUUCAAGACUGUGAUGAUAGAUUUGAAGGAUACUGCCAUAAUAGUGGUAUUUGCAAACUCACAUAUGACAUUGCCCAUCGUAUCAUUCCCAUUUGCUCCCAAAGCACAACUUUCAGUUGCCCAACGGGUUUUCGCGGUAAACAGUGUGAAUUCAUAAAUGACCCGAAUUACUAUUAUUCUAAACAAGAGAAGAAUGAAAUUGGUAUGACAACAGCAUUAAGUCUUCUUCUCAUCAUAAUACUCGCAAUUUGUUUUGCAUCAUUAUGUUUAUAUUUAUAUCGAAUGUAA